AGCAAAGGUGUAGUAAUGCAUGCAAAACCAUGGACCUUCUUCUUCAUACUAUUCCUGUUUUCCUCCUCUUUAAUCGCUUCUGCCGUCAACCAUCAAGGCGAAGCUCUCCUAUCAUGGAAACAAUCUCUGAAUCUAUCGGCCCAAGAGUUGAACAGUUGGAAUUCAAAUGAUGAAACUCCCUGCGGGUGGUUUGGAAUCACCUGCAACUUCAAACAGGAAGUUGUGGAAAUAGAAUUCAGGUACGUUGAAUUGUUGGGUAAAAUUCCCACUAAUUUUAGCUCAUUGUCGACCCUGAGCAAGCUCAUCUUGGUGGGGACAAACCUCACUGAUUCAAUUCCUAAAGAGAUUGGCGAUCUAAGGGAAUUGAAUACAUUGGACUUGAGUGUCAAUAGCUUGACAGGAGAAAUCCCAAUUGAGAUAUGUGGUUUGCGCAAGCUCAAAAAAAUGGACCUCAGCUCGAACAUACUUGUGGGAUCGAUCCCAGCUGGAAUUGGGAAUCUUACGAUUCUUAAAGAGCUUGGUCUUCACGAUAAUCAACUAAGCGGUCAAAUUCCCAGAAGCAUAGGAAACUUGAAGCUGCUGGAGCUCAUUAGAGCUGGUGGGAACAGAGACAUCGAAGGCAAUAUACCUCCAGAAAUUGGGAACUGCACCAAUUUGGUUUAUGUAGGCUUCGCUGAGACCAGAAUUUCAGGCUCUCUCCCACCAAGCUUAGGCCUCCUCAAGAAGCUUAAAACACUCGCAUUCUACACAACCCUUCUCUCUGGCAAAGUUCCUCCUGAAAUUGGAAACUGCAGUGAGCUCCAAUACCUGUUCCUCUACGAGACGUCGCUCACAGGUUCGAUUCCAACCAGCUUCGGAAAUCUCCAAAACCUGCUAAAUCUGUUUCUAUAUAGGAACAGGUUGACGGGCACGUUGCCAGAGGAGCUUGGAAACUGUUACCAAUUAUUGGAUAUUGACAUUUCAAUGAAUUCUUUGACGGGAAGCAUUCCAAUCACAUUUGGUAACUUGACUUUUCUACAAGAACUAAAUUUGGGCAUGAAUAAUAUUUCAGGCGAGGUGCCCGCAAAUAUUGGAAAUUGGACGGAACUUACUCAUUUGAUGCUCGACAACAAUCAAAUCACGGGUUUGAUACCUUCGGAACUAGGAAAUUUGAAGAAUUUGAGAAUGUUGUUCUUGUGGCAUAACAAGCUCGAGGGAAGUAUCCCGUCCUCAAUUUCCAACUGCGAGAUUCUUGAGGAGGUGGAUUUAUCGGUAAACGGAUUGACGGGUCACAUUCCUGGAGAAAUUUUCCACCUUAAGAAGCUAAAUAGCCUCAUGCUCCUCUCCAACAAUCUUUUGGGCGUCAUACCUCCAGACAUCGGCAAUUGCUCAUCGCUAAAUCGUUUCAGAGUCAACAAUAACAUGCUCUUCGGCGCUCUCCCACCACAGAUUGGGAAUUUGAAUAAUCUGAGUUUCUUGGACCUCGGAGAGAAUCGGCUCACUGGAGAAAUACCUGAUGAGAUUUCUGGCUGCAAGAAUCUAACAUUCAUCGAUAUACACUCCAACUCCAUUAGUGGAGCUUUACCCUCAGGUCUCGACCAACUUAUUUACCUUCAAAUAAUUGACUUCUCAAAUAAUCUAAUUGAAGGGAAUAUAGAUGCUGGUCUCGGACUGUUAAGUUCACUCACCAAACUCAUCCUGUACAACAAUCGAUUUUCCGGCCCAAUCCCUAAUGAGCUCGGCUCCUGCUUGAAAUUACAGUUGUUGGACCUCAGCGCUAAUCAACUUUCUGGUAAUCUCCCGUGGAAGUUGGGAGACAUUCCAGCACUGGAAAUCGCCUUAAACCUAAGCUGGAACCAACUCAAUGGCGAGAUACCGAGUGAGUUCGCCUAUCUAGACAGACUCGGAAUCUUGGAUCUCUCACACAACCACCUGAGCGGCGACCUCCAAACCAUCGCCGUCAUGCAAAAUCUCGUGGUACUCAACGUCUCCGACAACAAUUUCUCAGGCCGAGUGCCGGAGACUUCCUUCUUCAAAAAACUCCCUCCGAGCGUCCUCUCCGGCAAUCCGAACCUCUGCUACGGCAGCAUAUGCACCGAUGAAAGGGAAGGAAGAAACUCAAGGCGAGAGUCAGCGCCUCGCGUGGCGGUGGUGGUGCUACUGUGCAUAGCUUGCACGCUUCUCAUGGCGGCACUUUACAUCGCCUUCGGAUCGAAAAAAAUGGCCGAAAGACACUUCUACGGGGACCACGACGGUGACGGCGUUGAUAGCGAUUUGGAGAUUGGCCAUGAACUUGAUUGGGAGAUGACGCUCUAUCAGAAACUCGACCUAUCAAUUUCUGACGUGGCAAAGAAGCUUACAGCUGGCAACAUCCUCGGUCGUGGCCGAUCUGGCGUCGUUUACCAGGUCAACAUCCCACCCGGUGUAACAAUCGCCGUCAAACGGUUCAAGACAUCGGAGAAGUUCGCCGCCGCCGCAUUCUCCUCCGAAAUCUCCACUCUAGCCAAUAUCCGGCACCGGAAUAUCAUCCGAUUACUCGGCUGGGCGGCGAAUCGGAAAACGAAACUGCUAUUCUAUGACUAUUGGCCACAUGGAAACCUUGGCGAUCUGUUACACGAGCGAUGCGCCGGCGGAUAUGUCAUCGAUUGGGACGCUCGGUUCAAGAUCGCGAUCGGAGUGGCGGACGGGUUGGCUUACUUGCAUCACGAUUGCGUGCCGGCGAUCUCGCACCGAGACGUGAAGGUCCAAAAUAUACUGCUGAGCGAUGAAUACGACGCAUGCCUUACAGAUUUUGGAUUCGCCAGGUUCAUUGAAGACGAUCUUAACGACUCCUCGUCGGCCAAUCCGCUAUUCGUCGGAUCUUAUGGCUACAUCGCACCAGAGUAUGGCCGUAUGCUGAAAGUAACAGAGAAGAGCGAUGUGUAUAGUUACGGAAUCGUGCUUUUAGAGAUGAUUACUGGUAAAAAGCCAGCAGAUCCUUCGUUUGCAGAAGGUCAACACAUAAUCGAAUGGGUCCGACAGCAUCUAUACAGCAAGAACAACCCAAUCGAGCUUUUGGAUCCAAAUCUAAAAGUCGAUCCCGACGCCGAAAUCCAAGAAAUGCUUCAGGUGCUGGAAAUCGCGCUUCUCUGCACCAACAAUCGCGCGUAUGAUCGCCCUACAAUGAAGGACAUCGCUGCAUUACUGAGAGUAAUUCAAACCGAGUCGAGGAUGAAGAUCAAUGGCAAGAAACCUGGUAAUGGGUUAAAGAGACUAGAAAUUCAGUCGUAUUUGUCGUCUUCUUUGGCCUCGACUCGGCUGCAACUUCUUCAAUGCGACAACUCUCGCUGCUCGUUUGCUCACUCGUCUUCCUCCGGUUAUCCCCAUCGUUCGGUAACCUAAUUUCAGGCUUCGCGCCAUAAAAAUUGUUUUUAAAAAAUGUUAAUGCUAUAUUUAUCUGUUGUUAACUUGUUUGAGAAUAGAAUGACUCCAGAACUUUUUGAAAAUUUUGACUUAAAGAAUGAUACGAC
Molecule: messenger RNA, 3488 nt
Organism: Momordica charantia (bitter melon)
Lineage: Eukaryota; Viridiplantae; Streptophyta; Magnoliopsida; Cucurbitales; Cucurbitaceae
Biological process (GO): protein phosphorylation
Molecular function (GO): protein kinase activity; ATP binding; protein binding
Source: RefSeq, a predicted model, not a curated record